Messenger RNA from Medicago truncatula (barrel medic), 1325 nucleotides. Its product is annotated as 1-aminocyclopropane-1-carboxylate oxidase homolog 1. The record is from RefSeq and is a predicted model, not a curated record. The transcript has 3 exons. Lineage: Eukaryota; Viridiplantae; Streptophyta; Magnoliopsida; Fabales; Fabaceae. The coding region runs from base 30 to 1199 and encodes 389 amino acids.
AAUUUGUCUCUUCCAAACUCCCACUUGUGAUGGUUUCCUUAAAGAGAUUUGAACUUGAUAAACUGAUAAGAAAAAUGGAAAUCAUUAAAAAAAAUGAAAUUUCAAUGACAACAAAACAUGACUAUGAUAGAGCAAGUGAGCUCAAAGCAUUUGAUGAAACAAAAGAUGGUGUCAAAGGACUUGUUGAUGCUUCUGUCACAAGCAUCCCUCGCAUGUUCCAUCACGAAUUCGACAAGGACUCAACUUCAAGUUCAAGCAACAGCCACAAACUUGUUAUUCCUUCUAUUGAUCUUGUUGAUAUUCAUCAAGAUCCAACAAGAAGGAAAAUAGUUGUUGAGAAAAUUAGAGAAGCAUCUGAGACAUGGGGUUUCUUUCAAAUUGUUAAUCAUGGUAUAGAAGUGAGUGUUUUAGAUGAGAUGAAGAAUGGAGUGGUUAGAUUCUUUGAGCAAGAUUCUGAGGUGAAAAGAGAAUUAUACACACGUGAUCCAGUGAAGCCUUUGGUUUAUAAUAGUAAUUUUGAUCUUUAUAGUUCACCAGCUGCUACUUGGAGGGAUACCUUUUACUGUUUUAUGGCUCCGAAUUCUCCUAAUCCAGAAGAUUUACCAUCAGUAUGCAGAGAUAUAAUGUUGGAAUACACAAAACAAGUUAUGAAACUGGGAAAUCUAUUGUUUGAGUUAUUAUCAGAAGCACUUGGACUUGAUCCAAACUAUUUGAAUGAAAUGAGAUGCAAUGAAGGACUUGCACUUGUUUGCCAUUACUAUCCUUCCUGUCCAGAACCAGAAUUGACUUUGGGAAUAACCAAGCAUACGGAUAACGACUUUAUCACCGUGCUUCUACAAGAUCAUAUUGGCGGCCUCCAAGUUCUUCGUGAAAAUAGUUGGGUUGAUGUAUCACCUGUUCCUGGUGCUCUAGUCAUCAACAUUGGUGAUCUUCUACAGCUUAUUACAAAUGACAAAUUCAAGAGUGUUGAGCACAGAGUGGUAGCAAAUCAUGUCGGUCCAAGAGUAUCAGUUGCAAGCUUUUAUAGCACAAGUUUUCAGCCAUCAACAAAACUUUAUGGUCCUAUAAAGGAAUUAGUAUCAGAAGAUAAUCCUCCAAAGUAUAGGGAAACAACAGUGCAUGAUUAUGUUUCUUUCUCCAUGGCAAGAGGCCUUGAUGGAACUUCUCCUUUGCCAUAUUUCAAGAUUGGAAAUUUCUGAUACACACAAUAAAGGUGGUUUAACAUGUAUGCAAUAUAAUUAAAAUAACUUUUGUAGUAUUUACUUUGCUACCUACAUUUGUUAUUGCAAAAAUAUUUAGUAUUAUGAGAAAAUUAUAUUAAAAAA